AUAUAUAUAUCAUUAUCAGCACUAUAAUAGAUGUCUGUCUCUGGUCCUCAUGAUGCAUUGUUUUGUUUAUCUCUCCGAAUUUUAUGGACAGCACGAUGUGUUAUGCCCCGACGCGUCUGCAGGCAACAGGAACCUAUGGAGUAGCAAAAUUGUCCCGUCACCGACGCGCUUCCUCAUAAUAUUGGAGCAUGAUACUGUAAAGAAUAAUAUAUGCAAUGCUCAAGUGCACGGAUUGGUAGAUUGCUCCAUCAAUCUCAAAUUCUUCACAGACCGCCCGUGAUUCGCGCAGAAUAACGCUGAAACUGUUAGCAAGUAGAAAAGGAAUUGUAUUACAUGCAAUCUUUGUGUUUUUAUUUCCACACAUUGCCAGCAAUUAGAUUGAACAUGGACGGAAGUUGCACGUCUGGGUCCAAGCUGCAUCAUGUCGGAGGGAGGGUGAUGCUUAUUUGGAUGGCAGUAGCGUGUCUCGGCGUCUGUCUGGCAUUUGGCCCCAACAAGCUAGAAGACGAGGACUAUGAGGACGUUGCCAUCAAUAAAACAUGGGUUUUAUCACCAAAGGUCUAUGAGGGUGAUGUCACCUUGAUCCUGAACAAAUUACUACAGGGCUAUGACAACAAACUCCGCCCUGACAUUGGAGUUAGACCAACGGUCAUUGAGACUGCAGUAUAUGUGAACAGCAUUGGACCGGUCGAUCCCAUCAACAUGGAGUACACCAUUGACAUAUUCUUCGCCCAGACUUGGUAUGACAGCAGGUUGAAAUUCAACAGCUCCAUGAAAGUUUUGAUGCUCAACAGCAACAUGGUGGGAAAGAUCUGGAUCCCAGACACCUUCUUUCGCAACUCCAGGAAGUCCGACGCCCACUGGAUCACCACGCCCAACCGACUGCUGAGGCUGUGGAGCAACGGGCGGGUGAUGUACACGCUGAGGUUGACCAUUAAUGCUGAAUGCUACCUCAAGCUGCACAACUUUCCUAUGGAUGAGCACUCCUGUCCCCUUGAAUUCUCAAGCUAUGGCUAUCCUAAAAAUGAGAUUCUCUACCGCUGGCAGAGGAGGUCGGUGGAGGUGGCGGACCAGCGGUACUGGAGGCUUUACCAGUUUGCGUUCGUGGGGCUGCGCAACUCCUCCGAAGUAGCGCGCACGCAGUCAGGAGAAUACGUGGUCAUGUCAGUGUUUUUUGACUUGAGCCGGCGAAUGGGUUAUUUCACCAUUCAGACAUACAUUCCCUGCAGUAUGAUUGUUGUGCUCUCCUGGGUUUCCUUCUGGAUCAACAAGGAUGCUGUGCCAGCAAGGACGUCCCUGGGGAUCACCACAGUGCUCACCAUGACAACCCUCAGCACCAUUUCCAGGAAGUCUCUCCCCAAGGUGUCCUAUGUGACGGCCAUGGACCUUUUUGUGUCCGUCUGCUUCAUCUUCACUUUCGCCGCGCUGAUAGAGUAUGGAACCCUGCACUAUUUCACCAGCAACAGGAAGUCCAAGAAUCUCAAAUCCAGCAUGACUCAGAAAUGUGGAGCAGUCAGAACAUCGCUGCUUCGGAUAAACAACAUCACCCCCUAUCAUGGAGAGGACCACAGCGACGAGUGUCUGGACGACAGGCACCAAGCAGAGGGACCCAGGAAAACGUCAUCCCCACACUGAGCCGGGAAGUUAAAGAGAGCACCAGACAAUCCCAGAGUCCCAAACACAGGACCAAAGGACAAGGAGCCUGCAAAGAGCAGUGCGGGGGUGGGUUUAUGGCUGCUAAUUGCCUUCAUCUCCCCUAUCCCCCAGCCCACAAUCCUUUGCUGCCCUAUCUUUCUAUUUUGGAAAUGUGUGCCACUAACUAUGAAUUAAAGAUGUGAGGAAAUGAAAAUGAAAAAAAAAAAACUAAGUAAAAAUUUGUUACUGAAAAUCAAGGGCUUACAUUGCUAGAUUUCAAAUGUUCUAUGCUGUACUCUUCAUCAAAAUCUUUAGUGAGAUGUAGAUGAGGAGUCUUUAUUAUUAUCUUUUUUUCUUCUAUCCUUGUGACAGUUGAAUAUUUUGUAAAGGUUAGCUCAAAAAGUGUUCAUAAAACUGAACAGAAAUUACAGUGGCACAAAACUUUUAAACAUACGUGACUGUUGACCCAGGUGCAGAUGACUGCAGCAAACUUUUCAUAGACAUGUUGCUUUUCAGAUUUUACUCCUUUGUUGAAAAAGCAGGGCAUUCUGUGGUUCACAGUUGGUGGUUCCACUUAACCAAGCGCCCCCAUGCACCAUCUGCAAGAGUGAUCAGGGCAUGCGCUUCCCCAACACGGCCACUGCCCCGACUGACUAGAAUAUGAACAAUCCAAUAAAAGUCGUUCUUCACGCCUGAAGAAACACGCAUGGAUUGACAUGCUGAAACUCCUUCCUGUAUGUUGCAAUUAGUCCGCAUGACUGCACAGGAUAAUUGGAUAGAUUAAUUCAAUGGCGAACAGAGUGGAGACACUUUAAAUAGCCGAACAUGUCUCGGCUGAAUAUUAAUGGCCAUUGUUCGUAUGUUGCUUGUGUUUUGGUUUUAUCUUGCACUUAAUUAACAUUUUGCCAUUUGUAUGGGUAGCCAAUUUAUGGUGUCAGUCCUCUAUUAAAAGUGUGAGUAGCAGAGCUUUAUGGGGUCAAACGAUGUGGUGGUUUUAUAAUUUAGUAAUAACUUUAUUUGCACAAACGCUUUGCAUCAUUCACAGCACCGGAAUUGCUGUAAGUCCAAGGGUGUUUUUAUGGCCAACUUCUCUUGGAAGCAUGACUUUCACUACAGAUUGAUUUUUAUGACUAGACCACCUUUUUCACGUUCUUCCACUGUAGAUGGAGAGUUACCCCAUACAUCCCUGGAAUCUGAAAUUGAAAUGAACACGGACAAGCAAAAUUUGUGACUUCACAAAUAUGUUUAACCUAUCAUGGUCCACUAUGCAAAGAUAUACAAAUUACAGGAAGGCAAUGUAGUAAACUGAAACCUUACUAGUGACAAUGUUGUGAUUGUUCAUCUGUUGAACAUGGCAUACUGCACAGUUUUAGGAUACAAGCCCAAGGCAGGCAGUUAAUUCCAAUCGUUACCCAGGGACCUUGUUCUAAAACAAAAAUAGGUGGAAUUAAAAAAUAAAAAUCAUGUGGAUUUACCUGACAGAAUAGAGGGAAUCCAUGUUAGUAGCACACAUUUUACAGGCGACUGCUUGUAGGACCUAAUGCAAAAGUGGAUGGAUUCAGUGUUGCCAGAUCAGAUCUAAAGCCCCCCCCACCCCAAAUCGUAACAGGGCUGUCUUUAGCAUGCUGUAUCAGGGGGGGACUGCUGUUGGAAGCUGUUGACGGAUGGAUGGGGAGGGGGGGGUCCGUCAGGUGUGGGCUCCAGGAAUUGCGUGAUAUGCAUUCCGCUUAUUCAAUCAACCAGCAGUAAACUGCAUCAGAGAAACGGUGGUCUGUGAGUCUCUGUGCUACUUCUUUGGUAAUAUUGUUUUGACAAUAUUUUCAAAAACCCGCCCAAUUUUGACAGAAGUAGCCCAAAUUUCAUCUAUCAGCCCAACGCUAUUUUUCCUCACCUAACGUAAUCAAAAAGAGCCCAAUUGGGCGGAAACACACCCAAUAUGGCAACACUGGAUUGCUUUCGUAAAGCAAUUGGUUUUGAAACUGGAUGCCACGCCUACCUUACAGCAGCAAGUGGGAGUCAAUGUGUAAAUAUUUAUCUAUUGUAUUGACCAAUGUCUGAAAAGCCAACAUUCACUAUCUACUUUUCCUAGGUAUCUUUUUGUUGCUCAUUGCUAAAUAAGUUGUUUUCAUUAGCUGGUUUUCUAAAUCGGUCAGUCAGUAUUUAGAACAGUGCAGAGAUCUAUAAUGAUUUAACGUGGAAAAUGUAUUUUAGUCAAUCAAGAAGCUUUCAAAAAUAAUGAAAUGAAAGGUUAUAAA
Messenger RNA from Anguilla anguilla (European eel), 3890 nucleotides. RefSeq names its product gamma-aminobutyric acid receptor subunit gamma-1-like. Gene Ontology annotation, molecular function: transmitter-gated monoatomic ion channel activity involved in regulation of postsynaptic membrane potential; benzodiazepine receptor activity; GABA-A receptor activity. The coding region runs from base 334 to 1635 and encodes 433 amino acids. The record is from RefSeq and is a predicted model, not a curated record. Gene Ontology annotation, cellular component: synapse; GABA-A receptor complex; postsynapse. Gene Ontology annotation, biological process: synaptic transmission, GABAergic; chloride transport; gamma-aminobutyric acid signaling pathway. The transcript has 10 exons. Lineage: Eukaryota; Metazoa; Chordata; Actinopteri; Anguilliformes; Anguillidae.